This is a messenger RNA of Aureobasidium namibiae CBS 147.97, 594 nucleotides long. RefSeq lists its product as uncharacterized. The transcript has a single exon. Lineage: Eukaryota; Fungi; Ascomycota; Dothideomycetes; Dothideales; Saccotheciaceae. The record is from RefSeq and is a predicted model, not a curated record. The coding region runs from base 1 to 594 and encodes 197 amino acids.
AUGGACUCCCAAUACAUAAUCGCCUCUCCCUCUGCACUCUCCAAACUCGCCAGCUCCAUCUCCUCGUCCCUUAUACCCUUCCCCAUCCCAACCAUCGAACUACAACUGCUCGCACCUUUAGCUACACCCGCAGAGCUAGAACGCAGUCUCGCCUCCCACUCAACCUUCUCAUGCCACGCCUACAACAACAACCCCGUCAAGAAAAAUGCCAUAAAAGUCCUUUCCACAACACCACUAUUCCAAUCCUGGCGAAAAGUGUGGUCUGAGUUCCCGCUUGGUGCUGUUGAGACUUUCAUCUUCGACAUCACUCUGCCUCCUUCGAAUUUUGAGGCAGAUGAAUCAGAAAUUCACUGGAGGAACUCUGUCCCUGAAAUUGGAGGGCUGGCUGUGGAGGAGAACAGAGUGCAACAAGCAGUGGUGGAACUCGCUACUGUUAUGAGGGUGAGGAGUAAAGGGGAGGCAAAGUUUGGACUGAAAGGAGUGGAAGAGCAUGGGAAUGGGCGAGCGAAGAAAGGAAGUAGAAGAGGCAAUGAAUUUGGCGGCUUAGAGAAUAUUCUUCAACGGUUGUCGACACAAGAGACUGAGAUUGAUUGA